Messenger RNA from Trichomycterus rosablanca, 3730 nucleotides. RefSeq names its product dihydropyrimidinase like 5a (gene dpysl5a). The coding region runs from base 221 to 1915 and encodes 564 amino acids. The record is from RefSeq and is a predicted model, not a curated record. Gene Ontology annotation, cellular component: cytoplasm. Gene Ontology annotation, molecular function: hydrolase activity, acting on carbon-nitrogen (but not peptide) bonds. Lineage: Eukaryota; Metazoa; Chordata; Actinopteri; Siluriformes; Trichomycteridae. The transcript is spliced from 13 exons.
GGGUGUGACAGCCUCUGUACCCUCGAUUUGCUCGAAAAUGGUAAAUGUUUGGAAAUGAAACAAACAUUUGGACGUUGUUUAGUUUUACCUUGCUGGAAUGGACCAGGCGCAUAGCUAUAAACAUGAUUUAUGGAGGCUCAGUUGAUAUUGCUGUCGUAACACAACCUAACAGAUGGAUAAUGAAUGGACAGAAAUGGACAGCUUGUGUUAGUGUGGAAUCAUGUCUUCUGGUCCAGCAACAGUGCGCAUCCUCAUAAAGGGAGGCAAAGUGGUGAAUGAUGAUUUUACCCAGGAGGCUGACGUGUACAUUGAGAAUGGCAUCAUCCAGCAGGUGGGCAAAGAGCUGAUGAUCCCAGGAGGAGCCAAGGUGAUAGAUGCGACGAGCAAGCUAGUGCUGCCUGGUGGCAUCGACACAAGUGUGCAUCUUCAGGAGAGCUUUAUGAAUGUCACCACUGCUGAUGACUUUUACAGUGGCACCAAGGCUGCCCUGGCUGGAGGUACGACAAUGGUGAUAGGCCAUGUGCUGCCUGAGAAGAAUGAGUCCUUGCUGGAUGCUUAUGAGAAAUGCCGAUCCCAUGCUGAUGCCAAGACCUGCUGUGACUACGCUCUUCAUGUGUCUGUUACUUCGUGGAGUCCCAAGGUAAAAGGUCAGAUGGAGACACUGGUGAGAGAACAAGGAGUGAACUCCUUUCAGAUGUUCAUGGCGUAUAAGGAUGUGUACAUGCUGAAGGACAGCGAGCUCUUCCAGGCGUUGCAGCAUUGUAAGGACAUCGGAGCCAUUGCCCGUGUGCAUGCUGAGAAUGGAGAACUGGUAGCAGAGGGUGCCAAGGAAGCAUUGGAUCUGGGUAUCAGUGGACCAGAGGGCAUAGAGAUCAGCAGACCUGAGGAGCUGGAGGCAGAGGCAGUCCACCGAGCAAUCACCAUCGCGAAUAGAGCUCAUUGUCCUUUAUACCUGGUGAAUGUAUCCAGUAUGUCAGCUGGAGAUGUUUUGGCCUCAGGAAAGAUGCACGGCAAAGUGGUGCACGGGGAGACCACCACUGCCCAUGCAGUUAUUAACGGGCUUCAGUACUAUCACCAGGACUGGGCCCAUGCUGCCGCAUAUGUCACUGUGCCCCCUCUGAGGCUGGACCCCAACACACCCAACUUCCUACUAAGCCUGCUGGGAAGUGACACUCUGAAUGUGGUAACUUCAGACCACCGACCCUUGACCACCAAACAGAAAGCCAUGGGCAAAGAUGACUUCACUAAGAUCCCUCAUGGAGUACCUGGUGUGCAGGACCGCAUGAGUGUAAUCUGGGAGAAAGGAGUGGUUGGAGGGAAGAUGGAUGAAAAUCGAUUUGUUGCUGUCACAAGCUCCAAUGCUGCAAAGAUCUACAACCUGUACCCCAGGAAAGGCAGGAUUAUUCCUGGAGCUGAUGCUGAUGUGGUGGUCUGGGACCCUGAGUCAACCAGGACUAUCUCUGUGACCACACAAUGGCAAGGUGGAGAUGUGAACCUGUACGAGGGUCUGCGCUGUCACGGUGUGCCGCUGGUCACCAUUAGCCGUGGUCGUGUGGUCUAUGAAAACGGAAUGUUCACCUGUGCCGAGGGUUCUGGAAAGUUCUACCCACUCAGAACAUUUCCAGACUAUCUCUACAAGAAAAUGGUGCAGAGAGAAAAGUGCCAGGCUCUAAAGGGAGUGGACCGUACUCCUUACACUGGGGAAGUGGCAGCAGUGCAGAACGCAGGAAAGAAGGAUGUGGCUCCAGAAUCCGGAGACAUGGCCCAGCGCCCCUGCACUCGUCACGGUGGAGUGAGAGACCUGCAUGAGUCAAGCUUCAGCUUAUCUGGUGUCCAGAUUGACGAUAACCUCCCAAAGCGAUCUUCACAAAGGAUCCUAGCUCCUCCCGGUGGCAGAUCCAGUGGCAUAUGGUAACAUCAGCUGCUGCACGUUUUGGAACCAGUGAACAACGAAACCAGAAACUAAACACCUAACAUUAUUUCACACUGACCAAAAUGAUCUAACCUUAGUCACUUUUGCUGUUAGCAUAACUGAAACCCCACAUGUAAUGUAAUGAUGUCAUAAGAACAAGGAACAUGGCAAAACAAGGUACCUGUAUGUUUAUAGAGCUUGUGUGAAGUGUUUGUGAGAGAUGUGGUUAUUAAUGAAUUCCAUUUGCAAUCUGGUUUUCAUAGUUUGUUUGAAUAUGGUUAUGGUAAAUUGAACAUGGCACUUCUGACCCUGUUUAUCACAAUAUUAAUAACAGUGCACUGUAAUAUGCAACACAGAUUCCACUUAGAGACAUAGUAAUUGGACAUUUGGUAUAAAAUUGAGCAGGUUUCACAUUACUGCAGCUAAAGGAUUUGGACUUGUGUAUAUUUAUUUAGCAGGUUUUUUUUCCCAUGGUUUGGGCACAUUACGUUUACCUCAGUGUUUGGUCUCUGAAAUUGCACUUAUGUACAGUAAUAUCCUGCCUCUCCAUUUGUUACCUGUACACUCGUUGUGGUUAUCAAGUAACAUGUAAAACUGCUUCUAAACUGCUGUCUCAGUAUCGUUUCUGUAUUUUAGUGCAAUUUUUAUUCUCCUGACUAUUGAUUUUAGGAACAUUCAAAAGCUAGUGAAAAAUGUUUGAGCUAGUAAAUACCAGUGACAGUUUAGCAAAUCUGUGUGUGUACAUCUUGAAUUUUUGGGGGUUAUUGGUUCAGCAUGUUUUCCACCUUGUGACUGGCAACAAGUGUGUGUUAGACAUGUAUCACUGUUAUCAGUAGCUUUUUUUUAUUUGUUUGUAUUUAUAGUGAAGUAACAGUAUCUCCCAGAACUUAAUAUAAUGUUUACAGUGUCACUGAUUAGUGAUUUUCUCAUUUUACCUGGGAUUUCCUAAUGCCUUUAGAAGUUAACACAAGUUAACACUCAUAGAAUGCUCAACUACAAGACUGUGCAUUCUCUCAACUUGUUACAAGGCAAGCGCUACAAUGCAAUAUGCAGGUUUGUGCUGCUUUGAGUCUCCUCAAAGCCCUUCAUAGUAUGAGCUGUUGGGUCUGAUAUUAGGUCUCAGAUGUCAGUACAAAAAUGAUUGUGAAAUAAAUUGCCAAAAGCAACCAUCAGAAUAAUCUGUGUACAGCACAACUGAUGAUAUCUAACAUACUCGCAAUAACACAUACCUAAAAGUUACAUCUGGCAGCUUUAAAAGUUUUUUACAUUUUCAGUCAGACAGGGCAGUCUGUGUUCUUCAAGAACGCAAAGAAAGUGGAUUGGAUGCUUUAAAUUGAUGUGAAUAAAUGUUGUUGACCUCUGAUGAACUGGCGCCCUCUCCAGGGUGUAUUCCUGCCCUACACUUUUUAAAGUAGGCCCCAGACCAACUGCGACCCUGUUCAUGAUGAAAAUAUGAAGCAGCUCUGGUUUUCUAGUGCAGCAUUAAGAUCAUUUACACUCUCGCUUUCUUAAGAGCUCAGAAACAUACUUAAUUACCAGAUUCUAGGAGAUUUACUAAUUGUGUCAGGUUUUUAUUUCAGAACACACUUCAGUUGUACAGCUGAAUGCAUUGGGAGACCCCACUAAACAGAGUACAUGAAUCAGAUGUUGUUAUAGCACAGGUGUCAUAGUGUAACAGUCUAACAAAUACAAUAAAACAUAGAUUUAUUGGUGCUGAUUGGUGCUGAGUAUUCAUGUAUGUUUGAUAUUUGUUUUUCUUUUUGAUUUAACUGUAUUGCAAUCUCAUUUUAAUAUAAACCUUGUAUGUAUUCACCAGAA